AGGCCAGUGCUUUUGCACCUACAGUUGCUGGAAUUCUGCAAGGUUGUAAUACUGAAAUUGUACUGCAUUACAAAGUUACAAAUAUACCCACUAAGUUCCUAGCAGUAAUAUCGCAGAGAUGUAAUAUCCCCCAGUGACAGGCAUAUACACGGAAACCUUGCUUUACCCCUCAUUACAAACACCACCUGACAAUGAAGCCCACGUUUAUACAAUCCUGAUUUGGUCCUAUUGAGAGCAAUGGAAAGCCAUCCCUAAAGUGAGUAUUAAAGCCACCAUCGGCUGACCCACACAUAGGGACAUGUGUUAAGAUAGCUCUCUAAUUAGACCAACCUGCUAUAACAAGCAUUUUAUUAAACAAACCCUCUGAAAACAUGAAUGCAACAGGAUGUCCGUUUUUAUACAGAAACAAUCUAUUACAUUAGAAUUAGAACAGUUCAAAAUAAAUAACACCAAUAAUUCUUAAGCUGUUCAAUAACCAGUUAAAAUGCUUUGGUAUUAAUUUGUUACAGAAACCCUAUUAGUAAAGCUAACCCACAUUAAGGCCAGAUUGUGUUCGUCCCAUGACUUAAUAAAAAGUUUCUCUGUAGUGAAGUCACUCCUGUUUACAUACAAAUAAUUUAUUUCUUAGCAGACGCCCUUAUCCAGGGCGACUUACAAGAUAUCACAUUAUUUUUACAUACAAUUCCCCAUUUAUACAGUUGGGUUUUUUACUGGAGCUAUCUAGGUAAAGUACCUUGCUCAAGGGUACAGCAGCAGUGUCCCCACCGGGGAUUGAACCCACAACCCUCCAGUCAAGAGUCCAGAGCCCUAACCACUACUCCACACUGCUGCCCACUACAUACCCGAUACAUCUGUGUCUGGAUUAUACUGCCCUCUGGCCUGGAUUAACAUCAAACCUGCCUGUUCAUCGUUACACUAAGAGAUUAUAUAUGAUGUCAAUCAUAACCUUCUACGGUGCCAAGUAAUAACAGGAGCAUAGCUUGCUUGGGAAGCAGGUUUCUUUUGUGUCCAAGCAGCUGACACAGGAAGGCGGCGACAGAUCACAACAUUGACAACACCACAGCAGUCUUGAGGGAAUGGCUGACAGUCAUGCAGAUAUACUAUCACAAUGUGGAGUGGAGACCCAUGGACCAGCCCACGUCCUACCCGGGAGAGAUGGGGCCCAAGCACUGGACCAACGGCAGAUACGAGUACCUCAUGAAACUCAAACAGGCAGCACUCAACUACGCCAAGAGACAGUGGGCUGAUUACAUCAUGUAUGUUGACACAGACAACAUCCUGAUGAACCCACAGACCCUGAGUCUGAUGAUCGCUGAGAACAAGUCUGUGGUGGCGCCCAUGCUGGACUCUCAGACCGCCUACUCCAACUACUGGUGUGGCAUCACCCCCCAGGGUUAUUACCGUCGCACGGCAGAGUACUUCCCUACCAAACACCGGCAUCGCCGUGGCUGCUAUCCCGUUCCCAUGGUGCACUCCACUUUCCUGCUGGACUUGCGCAAGGAAGGGGUUAAGAAGCUGGCCUUCCACCCUCCCCACCCUGACUACUCCUGGCCCUUCGAUGACAUCAUCGCCUUCGCCUUCUCCUGCCGCGUCUCAGGUGUGCAGAUGUACCUGUGUAACAAGCAGCGCUACGGCUACCUGAAUGUGCCGGCAAAGCCACACCAAACCAACGAGGAUGAUCGGGGCAACUUCGUGCACCUGCAGCUGGAGGCCAUGAUUGAUGGACCACCCAUGUACCCCUCCAAGCAUGUUUUCCUGCCUCCCCGUCACCCAGACAAGAUGGGAUUGGAUGAGGUGUACCUGAUUAACCUGCGCAGGCGACCGGACCGCAGGGACAGAAUGGUGAGGACACUCUAUGAGCAGGACAUUGACGUUAAAGUGAUGGACGCAGUGGACGGAGGAGCUCUGAAUAGCAGUGAUAUUAAGCAGCUGGGGGUGGACCUGCUGCCUGGGUACUAUGACCCCUUCUCAGGCCGGACCCUCACUAAGGGGGAGGUGGGCUGCUUCCUCAGCCACUACAACAUCUGGAAGGAGAUGGUGGACCUGCAGCUGGAACGGGCCGUGGUGUUUGAGGACGACGUCCGUUUCCAAGGCAACUUCAAGAAGAGGCUCUUGAGGCUGAUGGAGGAGAUUGACCUGGUGGAGCUAGACUGGGACCUCAUAUACCUGGGUCGGAAGCAGGUGAACCCCACUCAGGAACAGCCAGUGGAAAACGUACGGAACCUGGUGGAGGCGGGCUACUCCUACUGGACCCUGUCCUACGUGAUCUCACUGCAGGGCGCAACGAAACUCCUCAACGCAGAGCCGCUCUCCAAGAUGGUACCCAUCGAUGAGUUCCUGCCCCUCAUGUACGACAAACACCCCAAUGAGAAGUACAAGCAGCAUUUCCCGAACCGGAACCUGCAGGUGUUCUCGACACACCCCCUGCUGGUGUUCCCCUGUCACUACGCCGGGGACCCGGAGUGGGUGAGCGACACUGAGACCUCCACGCUGUGGGACGAUGACUCUGUGCGGACAGACUGGCGUGGCUCUCACAAGACCCUCAAGGGCUCCAGCAGCAGUGCAGGACUGCAGAGCCCCAUCUCACGAGACGAGCUCUAGCAGCGGAGCCCAGCAGUUGAGGUAUCUUGCAUGAAGCGGCUGGAUGUGUCCCAGGAGAUUCCAGAGACUGCUGCCUGGUCAGGACACCCCCUCCCUGCAUCUCAGCCCCCCGCCGAGACACAGCCCCGGGGCUCCCCCAGCCAGGCAGGACCGAACAGGGCUGCUCCGGUAGCGCAAGAGACUGAACUAUUACUAAUGAGUUUUUAGAAUUCAAAUUUUAUUUAAUUAGGAUACCAGCCCAUCACUUUACCACUGCGACCGCAUGUCCUCUGUGUCAAGAGUUUGAAACUGCACCUGUGGUAUUGUCUCUUCAUACGAUUAUUUGUUGUAUCAACACUUCUACUGUGUAUUUAAACCUUAUUUUGCCUGGUUAACUUUCAUUGUCUCUGUG
Messenger RNA from Acipenser ruthenus (sterlet), 2992 nucleotides. RefSeq names its product probable inactive glycosyltransferase 25 family member 3. The record is from RefSeq and is a predicted model, not a curated record. The transcript has 14 exons. NCBI's taxonomy places the organism in Eukaryota, Metazoa, Chordata, Actinopteri, Acipenseriformes, Acipenseridae. Bases 1090 to 2601 code for a protein of 503 amino acids.